This is a messenger RNA of Sinocyclocheilus grahami, 885 nucleotides long. RefSeq names its product translation initiation factor IF-2-like. NCBI's taxonomy places the organism in Eukaryota, Metazoa, Chordata, Actinopteri, Cypriniformes, Cyprinidae. The coding region runs from base 47 to 577 and encodes 176 amino acids. The transcript is spliced from 2 exons. The record is from RefSeq and is a predicted model, not a curated record.
AUGGAUUGCUCACAUUUUAACUGCUAAUUAGGACUUUUAAGUAAUUAUGACUACAUUAGCUUACAUUUUUACCCAUUACAAUACUCCCUUUACAGUGGUGGCCGCUCUCAGUUCCCCCGAAGUGGCGGUGCCCGCUCAUGAUGCUCUCAAAGCAGCGGUGCCCGCUCACAAGGCUCCGGAAGCAGCGGUGGCCGCUCUCAGUUCCCCCGAGGCGGCUGUGUCUGCUCAUGAUCCUCCCGAGGCGGCGGAGCCCACUCACGAUGUUCUCGAAGCGGCGGCGGCCGCUCGCAGUUUCCCCGAGGCGGCGGUGGCCGCUCUCAGUUCCCCCGAGGCGGCGGUGGCCGCUCUCAGUUCCCCCGAGGCGGCGGUGCCCGCUCACAAGGCUCCGGAAGUGGCGGUGGAACUCGCCUCCGUUCUUUUCAAGGCGGCAGCACCACACGCACCGCUGUGGUGGCCGCUGGUUCUGCUCUGCGUGCCUAUUCCACCGGCUCUGCCCCAGUCCCCAGGUCCCCCGCUACCACACGGACCUGAUAUGCCUUCCCCACGCCUCUCUGGGCAGAUUAUUAAUAAUUGUUAGGAGUUGUAUUAAGUGUUGUUACGGGACUGAUGCAAGCUCUAUGUGGCCGUAUUGCAUCAGAUUCCCUUUUCUGUUUCAAGCCUGUGUCAGAGUCUUAGCUCUGUUUGUGUUUUCUGUUUUGGUUUUGAUUUUGUUUUCCCGGCAGUCAAUAAAAGCCUGCAUUUGGACCUAGACCCGUGCUUACAUGGUGUGUUUUCAGUACCGAGGCGUGACAAGUGUACAGAAAACUCGAAUGAUGAGCAUUAAGACUACUUCCUGUUUUGUUGGGCUGUUUCAGGAAGCCAUCAAUCAUCAGUUUGACAGCUAUC